AUGGUUGAACCCGGACGAUACAAGAUUGUGAAUGCUCAGGGAGGCACCGUUGUUGACCUCAACACCUCCAACAACUGGAACAUCCACGCAUGCGCAGCCCACGGCGGUGAUAACCAACACUGGGAUAUCGAGCAGACCGAUGACGGCCACUUCCACAUCAAGAACGCAGAGUCUGGCGGAUACUUGGCCAUCGUCGACGGUGCCCCUGGUGACGGUGUCGAUGCCGUCCACUGGGAAGAUCCUUUCGCAUGGGCUAUCUGGCCCGACGAGAACGAUGAUAGCGUCUGGAGGAUCGGCGUCCCCGACUCACCAUUCCACCUUGAUUUGACCAACCAUGGUGACUCCGCUGAUGGGACUCCCAUCCAAGUGUGGGGUGCUUGGGAAGGACGAAAUCAGUGCUGGAUCUUUGAGGCUGGUAUGUAA
Molecule: messenger RNA, 423 nt
Organism: Coprinopsis cinerea okayama7#130
Lineage: Eukaryota; Fungi; Basidiomycota; Agaricomycetes; Agaricales; Psathyrellaceae
Exons: 4
Coding region: 1-423 (140 amino acids)
Source: RefSeq, a predicted model, not a curated record